AUGCCUGAACGGCUUAAAAACCUUCGUCGAAUAUUUCAAAACCACAAGAAAAUUGGGAAAGAAGAAGCACACAUUGAUCAAGCGGAGGGCCAAAGAGAUAGCACGGCAAAUGCUAGACCAUCAACUAGUAGCGAUACUGCAAUCCAACCAACCCAGUUAAUUGAGACCUUCGAGCCACAAGACCUAUGGCAAGCUGCGUAUGACCAGCUUGAUCAGACACAGCAGCAGAUUUUGUCAAGCACACAAACCCCCUUCGAGUCAAAAGACAAGAAAGCUAGCUCGAGGGAGCUGAUCGACGAGAUAGUCUCGGUGACAAAGCAGCAAUACGAGGCAUACCAGCAGAAGUCAGACAAGACACUUCGCAAAUCUUCGCGGAAGAUCAUCAAUGCGUUACUUUCCUAUAAGGAAACUAUCAGUGCGAUUGCGGGAAUUGACCUUACACAACAUGCAGCCGCUGCUUGGGCGAUCGUGUCGCUUGCUUUAGAAAUUCCCCAAAACCACCACGACGCUCGAAAUGCAUUGUUUGAAUCCUCGGAGUACCUUGCCGAUGUCAUUACACAAUGCACCUUCAUCGAAAAGACAUUCUACCUCAACGGCGAUUCAGAUAUUCGAGGUCAUGUGGAAACCGCAAUGAUCAAAAUUUACAAAGCUAUUCUACACUAUUCAGGACAAAUUCGGAAGGCCCAAAAGCCUGGCGUCGGAAGAAACCUCGCAGACUGUUUCACUGCUAUUACUGGGCAUCCACUCACGGUGCUCAAAUCCUCAGUCGAGACAGAAAGAGAUAAUUUGCGCCGGUGGAUUGAGCUUAGUGGAUACUUACACCAUGAGAAGGAGGCAGAAAACAUCCUUCUCAAAAUCGAUGAGCUUGGCGAGUCCCUGAAGCUUCUUCUGGAACAGUCUAGCCUUACGCAUCUACAUGUUGUGGAGGGAGCAUUAUAUGACUCUUAUAUUCAUGAACAUGAGGAUUUUUGCCUUCCAGGGACCAGAACCGAGCUUCUUUCCCGCAUUACAGAUUGGGCGAAGUCCGAUGACGAAUUCAUUUUCUGGUUGAAUGGGAUGGCGGGGACCGGGAAGUCUACCAUUGCACGUACAGUUGCACAAGGGUUCGAAGACCGAGGACUGCUUGGUGCGACCUUUUUCUUCAAGCGGGGCGAGCCCGACCGUGGUAAUGCGCGAUACUUGAUCACAAGUAUCGCAGGACAGUUGGUUAUAAGACACAGACAAAUGGUGUCUGAAGUCUUGGACGCCAUUAAGACUGAUCCGAGAAUUACAUCAAAGUUUCUGAGAGAUCAAUUUGAUCGGCUUCUCUAUCAGCCCCUUCUGAAGCUUCAAACAGACCAAUCUACCACGAUUGUGAUCGUAAUUGACGCCUUGGACGAAUGUGAUGGAGACGAUGAUAUAAAACUCAUACUUCACCUAUUGUUCAAAUUACAAGGUAUUCAAUCGGUGCGCUUGCGAGUAGUCUUGACAAGCAGACCUGAAUUCCCGAUCCGUCUGGGUUUCCAGAAGGAAGAUAACUACCAGGACAUAGUUCUCCAUGAACUUCCCGCUCCUGUAAUUGAACACGAUAUUCGCCUGUUCCUGGAAUAUAAGCUUUCAGCAAUACAACGCGAACAUUCACUUCCCUCUUACUGGCCUGGGAAUGAGAAGCUUGAGCAAAUGGUUCAGAUGGCGCUGCCUUUGUUUAUCUUUGCGGCUACUCUUUGUCGCUUUGUUGGUGAUGAAGACUGGCUUCCGGAAGAGCGUCUCACAGCAGUUCUUCAAGAUAAAGCAACAACGUCAACAUCCGACAUGGACAGGACAUAUCUACCAGUUUUGAACCAGCUUCUUACUUCGAAAGAUAAGAAGGAAUUUGAGCAACUCUUAUAUGAGUUUCAGAAUAUCAUCGGCGUGAUUGUUCUUCUGGCUACCCCUCUUUCAGUUGUAACUCUUGCGCAAUUGACUAGGAUACCGAAAGAGAAGAUUACCAACCGAUUAAAGAGAUUUCAUUCUGUGCUUAGUGUACCAGCGGAUCCUGAAGCACCAGUUCGUAUUCUGCAUCUUUCAUUUCGAGACUUCUUAAUUCAUACGGAAGGUGACUUUCGUAUUAAGGAGGAGAAUACACAUCGACAGAUAGCAUUGAACUGUCUUCGUGUCAUGAACACUCAGCUCAAGCAUAAUAUCUGUGAGCUAGCAGGUUACGGAAUUCAUAACGAGGAUAUCAAUCCUCAGAUAAUCAAGCAGCACCUCCCAGCUGAAUUACAAUACUCCUGCUAUCAUUGGGUAUAUCAUCUGAAGCAGAGCCAGGGUGGUAUCUCUGAGCCUGAAAUUUUCUCUUUUCUUGAAAAGCGGUUCCUUCACUGGUUAGAGGCACUAGCUUUGAUGGGGAAAAUAGCCGAGGCGGCAAGGAUGAUAGAGGCAAUAGAGUCAAGUAUACAGAAGAAUGAUCAUCCUGCUCUUUCGGACUUUCUAUAUGAUGCAAGAAGAUUUACUCUCCAAAAUGCUUAUAUGGCUGGCAUUGCUCCAUUACAACUCUACUAUGCUGGGCUAGCGUUUGCACCAGCGCAAAGUAUUAUCAAAGGGACAUUUCUAGGCGAAAUAUCAAAAAAGAUACAGCCGCUACCAGCAGUGAUGGAUUCUUGGAGCACAACUCUACAGACAUUAGAGGGCCAUUCACAUUGGGUUACUUCAGUGGCAUUCUCUCCGGAUGGACUCACCCUAGCAUCGAGCUCAAACGAUAAUACCAUCAAGCUCUGGGAUACAACAAUCAGCAUACAGCGGCAGACGCUAGAGGGCCAUUCAGGUUGGGUUAGAUCAGUGGCCUUUUCUCCCGAUGGACUCACCCUAGCAUCGGGCUCAGAUGAUAAAACUAUCAAGCUCUGGAAUACGGUGACUGGCAUACAGCGGCAGAUGCUAGAGGGCCAUUUAGGUUCAGUUAGCUCAGUAGCCUUCUCUCCUGAUGGACUCACUCUGGCAUCAGGCUCAGAAGAUAGAACCAUUAAGCUCUGGAAUAUCGUGACUGGCACACAGCGGCAGACGCUAGAGAGCCACUCAGGUUGGGUUGAAUCAGUGGCCUUCUCUCCCGACGGACUUAGCCUAGCAUCGGGCUCAAACGAUAAUACCAUUAAGCUCUGGGAUACGGUGACCGGCAUACCGCGUCAGACCCUAGAGGGCCAAGGUUCAAUUAACUCAGUGGCCUUCUCUCCUGAUGGACUCACCCUGGCAUCGGGCUUAAACGAUAAUACUGUCAAGCUCUGGGAUACAGCAACCGGCAUACAGCGGCAGACCCUAGAGGGCCAAGGUUCAGUCAGAUCAGUGGCCUUCUCUUCUGAUGGUCUCACCCUGGCAUCGGGCGACGAUAAAACCAUCAAGCUCUGGAAUACAGUGACUGGCACGCAGUGGCAGACGCUAGAAGGCCAUUCGGAUUGGGUUAGAUCAGUAGCCUUCUCUCCUAAUGGACUGAGCCUGGCAUCCGGCUCAGACGAUAAAACUAUCAAGCUCUGGAAUAUAGUGACCAGCACACAGCAGCCGAAACUAAAGGGCCAUUCAGAUUGGGUUAGAGUAGUAGCCUUCUCUCCUGAUGGACUCACCCUGGCAUCGGGCUCAGACGAUAAAACCAUCAAGCUUUGGAAUACAGUGACUGGCACGCAGUGGCAGACGCUAGAAGGCCAUUCAGAUUGGAUUAGAUCAGUGGCCUUCUCUCCUGAUGGAUUUACCCUAGCAUCGGGAUCAGACGACAAUACUAUCAAGCUCUGGAAUAUAGGGACAGGCACACAGCAGCAGACACUCAAGGGCCACUCAGGUUACAUUAGAUCAGUGGUCUUUUCUCCUGAUGGACUUAUCCUGGCAUCAGGUUCAAACGAUAACACUGUUAAGCUCUGGGAUACGGCGACUGGUACGCAGCGGAAGACGCUAGAGGGCCAUUCACAUUUAGUCAGAUCAUUGGCCUUUUCUCCCGAUGGACUCACCCUGGCAUCAGGAUCGGACGACAACACUAUCAAGGUCUGGGAUACGGCAACCGGCACGCAGCGGCAGACGCUAAAGGGCUAUUCAGAUUGGGUCAGAUCAGUGGCCUUCUCUCCUGAUGGACUCACGCCAGCUCUCGAAAAAUGUCAUGAUAAUUCCCGAAUAUCAUUAUCGAGUAACUGGGUCAGUCUAGAAGGUAAAAGCUUACUAUGGCUCCCUGCUGAGUAUCGUUCAUUUGUAUGCCAGGCUAUCAACAAUGCUACACUUGCACUUGGGUAUGAGGAUGGGCGUGUUUUGGUUACAGGAUUCCAUACAUCAUAA
Messenger RNA from Penicillium odoratum, 4266 nucleotides. RefSeq lists its product as uncharacterized. Gene Ontology annotation, biological process: negative regulation of transcription by RNA polymerase II. Gene Ontology annotation, cellular component: transcription repressor complex; nucleus. Lineage: Eukaryota; Fungi; Ascomycota; Eurotiomycetes; Eurotiales; Aspergillaceae. The record is from RefSeq and is a predicted model, not a curated record. Gene Ontology annotation, molecular function: protein binding. The transcript is spliced from 3 exons. The coding region runs from base 1 to 4266 and encodes 1421 amino acids.